Messenger RNA from Mercenaria mercenaria, 2051 nucleotides. RefSeq lists its product as uncharacterized. The record is from RefSeq and is a predicted model, not a curated record. Bases 1 to 1245 code for a protein of 414 amino acids. NCBI's taxonomy places the organism in Eukaryota, Metazoa, Mollusca, Bivalvia, Venerida, Veneridae. Gene Ontology annotation, biological process: ceramide biosynthetic process. Gene Ontology annotation, cellular component: membrane. The transcript is spliced from 7 exons. Gene Ontology annotation, molecular function: sphingosine N-acyltransferase activity.
AUGGUCCAUCCAAUUCAUUUCACUUUGCAACAUACAGACAAACAGAGUAAUAGAUCUAUAGUCGAUAUUAUUCUGUUGUUUACUUUCGGUAAAUGUGGAAACAUAACGAUAGAGUUAGACUGUCUAGAUCGCAAUACCCCUCAGUGUACCUAUGAACCUUCUGCACAGACCAAGUCUGUAGAAUUUCAUGUUGUAGACAUCCAGUUACUGCCUUUGUUUAGUUUCCAGACUUCCAUAGAUGUUGUCCUUGUUAAACUCACACAUGCUGUCACUUCCAAUUAUGUAUCCUCCAUGCUUAACAAAACAGCCGUGCUGAAUGAAUAUUCCCAGGUUUUCAAGGGCAUUGUCUCCAUUCCAGGGCAAUGUUCUAUAUAUCUGAAACAUGAUGCUAAACCUGUGGCAAGGAACUCAGAUUCCUGUACCAGAUUUGUCCAGAUUUCCGAUCGAGGUACAGACCCAUCCCUGACAGACACUGUAGAUGUCCAGGUAAAUAUUGUGAAAGAAAGCUUACCGCACGUUAGUAAAGAUAUGUACUGGCACUAUAUGAUAGAGUUAGCCUUCUACUGGAGUCUCGUCUUCACCUUGUUCUCCGAUAAUAAACGCAAGGACUUUAAGGAGAUGAUUAUUCACCAUUUUGCCACUAUUGUGUUGAUGUAUUUCUCAUGGGUUCUCAACUUUGUUCGGGUAGGAACGCUCAUGCUUGUCGUGCACGAUGCAGCAGACAAUUGGCUUGCAUUGGCCAAGAUGUCUAUAUACGCAAAAAACAAGACAGCUACUGAUAUCUUCUUUGGCAUAUUCCUUUUAGUGUGGGUACUGUCAAGACUGAUUGUGUAUCCCUUCGUUGUGCUGUAUUGUACCACUGUUGAAUCAUUCACUAUUGGAUUGAUAGAUUCUACAUUUUGUGCUCAUCAGUUUUUCAACUUCUUCCUCUAUGUUCUGUUGGUGCUACACUGUAUAUGGACUUACAUGAUCUUUAGAAUUGUCUACAGAAAAAUGGUGAAAGGAAAUGUCGAGGAUGUGCGAAGUGACUCUGAAGACUCGGGUGAAGAGUCAGACAAUGAAGAUGAUAUAGAUGAUAUUGAUCAUAAUAAAACAGAACAGAUUAAAGAAAAUGGCAAUGGAAAACUCGCGAAUGGUCCAGUGAAGGCAUCUAAUGGUACAAAAAAAAUGGAACUGCGGAAAGAAAUGGAAUAUGAAUGCUGUCAUGUGGGCAAGGAAAUGCCACAGACUGACAACAGAGAUUAAUUGAAGAGCGUUUACUCGCAGAAGCAUUUAAUACAGCUGAAACUAUAACGGAAGAUAGUGUAAUUUAGAUAAAUGUGUGCAUGAGACGAGUUAGAUGCAAACUUAAAUAUGCUUUGUUUCCCUUCUCAUUAACUACACACAAAAAACUGGCGCUUCCCAAAAACCUUUUGUUCAGCGAUGUUGUUUUUGGAAUGAGUAUAGAAGAUUAUCAAUUCAUUUUUGUUAAACGGGUGAUAUAUAUUACCAAUGUUUUACAGAGCUGAUUAGUGAAAAUUGAUGUUUCUUAGCUAUGAUAGGGACACAUUAAUUUAUACCUCGCAAAUCAUGUUUUUUAAUGGUGGGAAACAAUAAUUCUUUUGAGAAACAAGAUAAAAAGAUUAAUGAUGUAGCAAAACUAACAGUCUACCAUGGUGUUUCUGUUAAUGUCACAGUCCCAGUUUGAAUUUGUUGUAGCAUAAUACACCACUCCCCGGUCUGAAUCAUUUAUUACGAGCCGAGUAUGAGAAAAUAAUCAUCAUUGUGAUGGGCAAACAUUAACGUUAAUUUAAUUUUUUAAUGGUCUUUUAUUGAUUUGCUUUACUCCGGUUUGUACAUGAAGCAUAUCUGUCAACCUUUCUGUAGAUAUUUCUCAGUCGGUUAUGUAUCUUUUUAUACGUUUUUCAUUGAAUAGGGACCAGAAAUGUUAGAAUAUAUGUCGCAGUGUACAUGCUUUUCAUAUGACACAAGUGUAUGCUUUAGCAACAUUUACUUAUUUGAAACAGUAGUAUGUUUUGAAAAACCUUUGAACUACAUGUAUUUUUCAUUGA